This is a messenger RNA of Chenopodium quinoa (quinoa), 1541 nucleotides long. RefSeq names its product putative rRNA methyltransferase YlbH. Lineage: Eukaryota; Viridiplantae; Streptophyta; Magnoliopsida; Caryophyllales; Amaranthaceae. Gene Ontology annotation, molecular function: methyltransferase activity. The record is from RefSeq and is a predicted model, not a curated record. The transcript is spliced from 10 exons. Gene Ontology annotation, biological process: rRNA methylation. The coding region runs from base 112 to 1074 and encodes 320 amino acids.
AAAAAUGAUGCCAAACAAGCCCUACAUUACCUAAACCGUUUGUGGCAAUUGACAUCACAAACUUGCAAAGCGUCAAAGAGCAGUGAAGUUGAACCCAGUAGAGGAAGAACAAUGGCGGCAUCAUCUCCUAAUCUCCCUCCAAUUCUCUCUCCUCUUCAACUCAAAACCCCUCUCAACCCUAAUUCUUGUUCAAUUCUAUCUCCAUUCUUCAAAAUCACCCCCAAAUUUACGCCCACGAAUUGCCGUCGCUCUUCUGUAAUCGUCUCUUCUUCCGGUUCAAAGGAUGCGAUAUCGAGUCAGGAGAAGCAAGAGCUCUUCGACCGCUACGGCCUUGACCCUAAUGACUUCAUUUCUGAGCCCGUUAAGAGAAGUAGGAGAAAGGAGCGUGAGCAGGGCGUGGGAAAAGGUAAAGGAAAACAGCUAGUGGUCAAGGAAGACCGAAAGCCGCCUCGUACCACUCAUAAAUUGCUGCAGGUGCUGGCUGGGAAGGCUAAAAGGAAGAAACUCUUAUCGCCUGUAGGCAUGGAUGUUCGUCCCAUGAUGGAGGUAGUUAAAGGUGCUGCAUUUGAUAUAUUGCAGGUGGCUGGUGGCUGCCCUGCAUCUUUAAGACCCGGUCGCUGGUUGGACCUGUAUAGUGGCACUGGUUCAGUUGGCAUUGAAGCUUUGAGUCGAGGUUGUUCUGAGGUGCAUUUUAUUGAGAUGGAUCCAUGGGUGGUUUCAAAUGUUCUGCAGCCAAAUCUACAAUGGACAGGGUUUCUUGAUUCAUCAGUUAUACAUACUGUCACUGUUGAAAAUUUCUUGGAACGAGCUCAGCAGUUUGUAGGCGGUGAUACAACUUUUGACUACAUUAGUGUAACACCUCCAUACAUGAAAGUGGAUUAUGGAAUACUUAUGAACCAAUUAUCAGAUUCCCCCUUGGUUGGAGAAGAUGCGUUUAUUGUGGUCGAAUAUCCUUUGGGAACAGACAUGCUGGAUUCUUGUGGAUGCCUUAUGAAGAUAGCUGAUCGUCGCUUUGGUAGAACACAUUUGGCAAUUUAUGGGCCAAAGUGGGCAAUGAAGAAGAAGAAGGGCUAAUCACCUAUCUGGGCAUUGUAAAGGAAUGAAUUCAAUUGAAAAAUGGGAGUGCCUGCAGGACCGUGCCGACCAAAUGUGUUUUGUGAAAUGUGCAUCGACUGAUUUCGUAUACGACAGGCUAAAAUGUACUGCUGAAGUUGAAGGCUGACAUAUCAAAACCAUUGUCACGGUCCAAUAAAACUUGAGUGGAGCUUUCCAAUUACUGUUCACUUUGUAGUUAAGGCAGCAGUUAUCUUGAAAUGGAAAAUUUACUUAAGUGUAAGGGUUUAAACCUUCUUACUACUUUAUUAUCUUUGUUGUUUCCUUCUUUACUUUCUAUUUAUUUUACUUUUUUUCAAGGGAGGAAAGAGGAGAGAGAGAGAGAGGGGGGGGGGGGGGGUUGUUGCUGUAAAAAAAUCUGUAGACGAGUUGGAUGUUAUUGUACUUUUUCUUAUGAAAUGAAUCAUCAUUGGAUCCAAUUUCCUUAA